Messenger RNA from Magallana angulata, 1134 nucleotides. RefSeq lists its product as uncharacterized. NCBI's taxonomy places the organism in Eukaryota, Metazoa, Mollusca, Bivalvia, Ostreida, Ostreidae. The annotation marks the transcript as partial. The transcript has 3 exons. The record is from RefSeq and is a predicted model, not a curated record.
AAUGGUCUCCCACUGCCUGCCGUGCCUCAUGCCAAUGAUUUUCCGGAAACACCAAUUUUACUACCUGCAUCGACGACUAAGACAGACAUACAUUCGAUAUACAAAACAGCAUGUGAAGAGAGUCACGGUAGAGCAGUGGAGCUAUCAACAUUCAAGGGAAUAUGGCUGACGUGCACACCCCACAUAAAAAUAGCAUCACCCAGGUCAGACGUGUGUUCGAAAUGUGAGAAGCUUCGAUGCAAGGUUACGGCUGCAGUGACGGAGGAAGAAAAGUCGCGGGCCUUAGAUGAGUUCAAAUGUCACAUUGAAGUCUCUAAAAGUGAACACAUGGUGUAUAGAACAAGCGUCCAUGCUGCACGGAUUGAACAAGAAGAAUUUGGACAACACCCGUUAGGCUAUCCGCCAUCGUCAUCCCCUUUGUAUAAUGUACAUUAUACAUUUGAUUUUGCCCAACAGCUAACAAUUCCUCAUCAUUCACGACAGGAAGGUCCCUUAUAUUUUACAUCCCCCCGUAAAGUUCAGUUGUUUGGAGUUUGCAUCAAGGGCUGUAGGGAACAGUACAAUUAUCUUGUUGACGAGGACCAGACGAUUGGCAAGGAUGGUACUUCAACCCAUGGUCCAAACACAGUCAUUACCCUACUACACCAUGCUUUGCAGAGCUACGGGUUUGGGGAAAUGUCUUGUAAAAUGCAUUGUGACAAUUGUGCAGGUGGUCUUUCUGCUGAAAGGAAGCUGUAUUUGUUUAAUCAAAUAAGGCCAUACGUUCAAGAUCACGCGAAAGACCUAACAUGCCCACCUCCUGAUGAGGAAUGACAAUUAUUGUAUUUGAAUUGCACAUAAUCAUGUGUUGCAGUAUAUAUGUACAUUACUUCACCGCAGUAGAUUUCAAAUAAAGAUAACGAUAGCUCUAUUGAUGGUGUUAAAAUAUUCAUCAACUAUUUUAUUUGUUCGGUGUGAGAAUAUUACAUGAUUGUACAUACAUGUAUAUAUCGAUAAUGUAAAAGUAACGACGUCAAAAACUUUUACGUUUGUGACGUUAUAAUUUUCAUAAUAUCUAUGACGGAGCCGUUUUCGCAUCUCCUUAAAAUGGCCAUAAAAUGCUUAUUCAUCAAGAUAUUUGAAUUUUUCUUGUAU